Molecule: messenger RNA, 477 nt
Organism: Candidozyma duobushaemuli
Lineage: Eukaryota; Fungi; Ascomycota; Pichiomycetes; Serinales; Metschnikowiaceae
Exons: 1
Coding region: 1-477 (158 amino acids)
Biological process (GO): endoplasmic reticulum to Golgi vesicle-mediated transport
Cellular component (GO): nucleus; TRAPP complex; cytoplasm
Source: RefSeq, a predicted model, not a curated record
AUGGCCAAAAUUAACUUUGUUUCCUUGAUUUCCCGGGACGACAAGCCCUUAUACAUUCAGCUGUUCGAUGUGGGCGACUCCUUGGGCAAAGACGAUGCCAACCGUUUUUUGAAAUACAACUUUCUUUCCCAUAUGGCGCUAGACGUGUUUCUGCUGCCCAUGUCCUUGAAUCUCAGGGAGCAGCAGCAACCGCAAAGCCACGAUGGCAUUCUACUUUUGUUCAUUCAAGAUGAAGUGAUGGUCUACGGGAUGGAGACGAACAACGGGUUGAAGAUCGUUGUGGGUGUGGGAGAAGGUGAGCCAUUGCUGGCCGACUUGAAGGAGGUGUUUUCCAAGUUGUACAAGGUCUACUUGCGGCAGAUCUGCAAUCCGUUCACGGAUUUGGAAAAGGGAGAGGAUGUUUUGCAGACGAAGCGGUUUGACAGUGGUGUCAAGGCCAUUGUGGAUGCUUUUCCAGCCAAGCCGGUUGCUCCGUAA